Molecule: messenger RNA, 5794 nt
Organism: Sitophilus oryzae (rice weevil)
Lineage: Eukaryota; Metazoa; Arthropoda; Insecta; Coleoptera; Curculionidae
Product: phosphatidylinositol-binding clathrin assembly protein LAP-like
Exons: 2
Coding region: 100-2007 (635 amino acids)
Biological process (GO): synaptic vesicle budding from presynaptic endocytic zone membrane; clathrin-dependent endocytosis; clathrin coat assembly
Cellular component (GO): extrinsic component of presynaptic endocytic zone membrane; clathrin-coated pit; clathrin-coated vesicle
Molecular function (GO): 1-phosphatidylinositol binding; clathrin heavy chain binding; phosphatidylinositol-4,5-bisphosphate binding
Source: RefSeq, a predicted model, not a curated record
CUUUAAAACCUAUGUUUAAAACUGUUCUAAUAAUCUAGUAUUAAAGCUAAUAUAUAAAAUAUAUUCUAUUAAAAUAAAAAUAGUGCAACCGUGAUUAUAAUGGCUGGUCAAACGAUAAAUGACCGACUUCUCGCUGCGAAACACAGUUUAGCUGGUCAGGGGCUCGCCAAAUCUGUAUGCAAGGCAACUACCGAGGAAAUGUUGGGUCCGAAAAAGAAGCAUUUAGAUUACCUAGUACAUUGCACAAAUGAACCUAAUGUUUCUAUACCCCAAAUGGCCAAUUUAUUAAUUGAAAGAUCUCAAAAUACAAGCUGGGUAGUUGUUUUCAAAUCAUUGAUAACUACUCAUCAUUUGAUGUGCUAUGGAAAUGAAAGAUUUACACAGUAUUUAGCUUCUAGUAAUGUGUCCUUUCACCUCUCAAAUUUUGUAGAUAAGACUGGUGUACAAAGCGCCGUUGGCGCAAGGACGGGCUAUGACAUGUCCCCUUUUAUUAGAAGGUAUGCUAAGUAUCUUAAUGAAAAGGCAUUAUCAUAUCGAGCUGUUGCCUUUGAUUUUUGUAAAGUAAAGCGUGGAAGAGAAGAAGGUACUUUACGUACAAUGGAUGCAGAAAAUUUACUCAAAACUCUACCAAUAUUACAAAACCAGUUAGAUGCUUUGUUAGAAUUUGAUUGUACUGCAAAUGAUCUGACAAAUGGUGUUAUAAAUAUGUGUUUUAUGCUAUUAUUUAGAGAUUUAAUACGUUUAUUUGCUUGCUAUAAUGAUGGCAUAAUUAACUUAUUAGAAAAAUAUUUUGAAUUAAAUAAAAAACAAUGCAGAGAUGCAUUAGAUUUAUACAAAAAAUUUCUUAUUAGAAUGGAUAGAGUAGGAGAAUUUUUAAAAGUAGCAGAAAAUAUUGGUAUAGAUAAAGGGGAUAUUCCUGAUCUUACUAAAGCCCCAAAUAGUCUUUUAGAUGCAUUAGAACAGCAUCUUGCUUCAUUAGAAGGUAACACACCAACUGCAGCUGCAAACCAAAAAAAUUUAAAAUCAGGAAUGUCGGUAUUAUCAAAUACAAGUUCUGCUUUUGGAUCAGCCAUGGAUGAUACUUUUAAGCAAGCUGCGGUAGCAGAAGAAGAAGCUGCUUUGAAUGAAUAUAGAGCUCAUGUAGGUUCUCCAGGUUUGACAAGUACAAAUCCAUUUUUGAGUGAAGAGGAAUCAGAAAAACAAAACUUUAAAUCUGGAGCAAUAUUAGACUUGUUUGCUGAAGAUAAUUUAACAUCAGCGACUACGGCUCCAGCUGUAGCCCAAAGCAAUGUCAUGGAUGAUUUGCUCUCAUUAGGAGGCAAUCCGUUCUUUUCCGCUCCAGCCCCACCAAACACAACUGGUGGAACAUCAAAUGGCGUGCCAGAUUUUUUCUCAUCGCAAUCUACUUUGCCGCAACAAACUAAUCAAGGCAUGUGGGGAAAUUCCAUUCCAUCAACGAAUGCCUUCUACGCUCCUACAUCUCAACCUACUCAAAUAACACAACAAAACUUUGGUAACCUUACGGGACUCUUCGAUGCUAAUGGACCCUCUGUAUUUGAUCCACUUGUUUCAACAGAUCAACAGAUCCCUCUUCCAGUACCAGCACAAGCUUCCCUGCCUCCACAACGCCCCCCGCAACCGUCAAAAUUGCUGACUGGCGAUUUAGAAACAAGUUUAAAUUCUUUAGUAGAAAACCUAGCAAUUGACUCUGGAGGUAGUAAAUGGAAUUCACCCAAGAAUCAACAAAGAUCGACUGGCUGGCAGCCCCAACCCUUGCCAGCAACUACAGCAGCAUCAUAUCGGCCAAUGGUCGAUCCACAGAUUAUGCCUUCAACGCAAUCGCAUCUCAUUUCACAACAAGCGAUACCUCCUCCAGCUGGAAUAGAUCCUGCAAUAGUAAAUUCAGCUACGGCCCCUCCAGAUCAUCAAAUGAUGGAUAGCCAAAAAAUAGGAUGGAGUAUGGAGCCAUCUCAGCCAACUACGUUCGAUCCAUUUGGGGCGUUGUAAACAUAUGUAUGUAAAAUAUGUAUAUCCAUAGAAUAAUUUUAGCAUUGAAAUAUCAUCACUUUCCAAUAAAGCUUUAUUGUUUUGGUAUUUAAAAAAUACGAUAUUGAAUUUUAAAUUAAAUUAUUAAAAAAAGUAUUGUUAAAUUUUCGAUAUUUAUUAGGGAUGUAUUCAGUAGGGGAUUACACUUGUCGACUAAUCACGCAAUGUAUUCACAGUUCUUUUUCUUGAGCACAUUUCGUUAAUUUAUUUUCAUAUAAAAUUUAAUUACAUUUUAACAUUACCAGUGUUGUUUUAAGGCAAAUUUGAACUGGAAAUUUUAGACUAAACUGUCUACUAGAAUAAGUUUAUUUUUAAAUCAUUUGUAUUUUGACAUUCUUCCAUAAGACACCGAAAUAAAGAAAACAUUCCUAAUAGACUAAUAAUAGUUUAAGUCUCCGUUUGCGGCGGAGAAUUUUUAAAGGCUUAAUUUUCCAAAUAAGAAGUACUGUACAUAGUUUUUAAAAUGAUGACUAAGCAAUUUUUUUAUGGAUUUUCGUACUCCUGUUUUAUAACAUUCUAUCCAUGUAAAUCGCACAACUAAUGCCAACUGUAUUAUCAAGAAAAUAUAUGUUUUUUUUAUUAGAAGCAUGAAAAAGUUAACUACUUUCUUGUGGUUAAAGUGCAAUAAUAUAUACAUUUUAAUUGAAAAUAUAUUUUGAUUAAAAAAAAUAUCUAUGAGUACAGUUAGGUUUCACUUGCUGUUGCUGCAAACUGCGAUCAAAAUAUAUUAUACAUAUGUUAUAUUUCGUAUUUAUUUGUAAGCCAGCAAUAAAAGUAAAAAUUCAUGAAGAAAUCGACAAUAAUUAGUAAACAUUUUUAAAAAAUAUAAGAUUAUUGAGGACUUAUUAUGGUCACUAAACAUUAAGAUACUUCGUAGUACUUAUAUGAUAAAAUUAUCUUACCUGGUUUUAAUUUUAUAUAUUACAUGUGAUACAUGGUUAGUUACAAUAUGCAAACUAGAUAUUGUAAUUAUAAUUAAUUACAAUACUUAGUUGUAAACAACAAAAACUGAUUAAUCGACAAGUUUAAUGGUAAUUUUCUAGAUCUCGUAUAGAAUGGCCAUGUAAACUGAAAUAGUAUUUUCACAUGAAUUAGUGAUCGGAGUAAUAUAAUGUAAAAUGAAAAAUAUGAGUUAAUGUUUUUUUUAUUAAUUCAUAUGUUAUAAUUCAUUAAUUAGUCAAGAAAUCAACAGGAAUAUGUAAAUUUACAGUACAAUCGCGAAAACAUACAUAAAAACAUUAAUACACCAUGCACCAGUCUCUUUUAAUUUUUGUUUGUUUCAUGAUAACAAUAAAAUCGAAGUCAGUUUAAUACCGUAUGAUCGAAAAAAAAACGGCGUAUUUAGUGCUGUAUUAUUAUUGAAACGGGCUAAUCAAAAAUAUCUAAAGUUAUUCUUUUGAAUGUGGGUUUUAAUGCUCUUCAAUAAACCUAAAUAGAAUUAUUCUCUAAAAUAAUUAGGGAAACCAAUAAUUGCUCGACGAUGCAACACCCGGAAUGUAGGAUACUUACACUUUUGAAAACAUAUGUCAACGUAUUUGAAAGAUUCAUAGGUCAGUGACCAGAAACAGAGCCAGAAAGGUUUAAAUAUUUUACUCAUGUUAUCGGUAUUGUACUGGAUAUUUUCUGUCAAUCAUUGUCUAUUUUUUGUUAUAUAAACUAUAAGGUAUUCCAAUAAGAGGUUUCGGAUGUUAAUAACGAAUAAAAUAAAAGUUUCAUAACAUACCUAAAAGUAAUUUAUGGCAGUGCGUAGCAGGACAGUGUACAAUUAUACGUGGAACACAAUAUCUGCCAAAUGACCCAACAUACACAACUUCCCUGGUAGCACACACGUUGAGCAUGCAUCGGGAUUUCGUGGCAAACAACUCAACAAUUGAAAGAAGAAAUUAGGCGAAUAAUUCGUAACAUACAUAACGCCAGAAAUGUGUUUAACAGUAAUGGAAAAAUUCAACAAAAGGAUUAGAAGUCGUGGUGACUUGGUGGUGAUUUGGUAUUUAUUGUAUUCCACGUAUAAUUGUACUCUUUCCAGCUAAGCACUGCUAUAAAUAACUCUUGGGUAUGUUAUGAAAUUUUUAUUUUAUUCGUUAUCAACAUCCAAAACCUCUUAUUAGAAUACCCUUUAUUUCUUUUUAGAAAAAAAAGUAGCUAAUCAAAGUAAUGUUACAUAUUAAGUAGAUCCUGAGAAUUAUGCAAGAUAUGUAUAAAAAACGUAAGAAAAUAUAUUUCCCACAAGCUUAUAAUUCAUAAUACGCCAAUCAAAUUAGAGCGAUCUCUUGGAAAAGAACGUUGGAAAGCUAAUUGUUGAUUUGAUUGGUUCAUUUGACGUGAAAUAGAAGUUUCCUAGGUUUGCACGGUUAACAGUUGAAGAUAACUCUUUAAUCACUUUGCUAAAAAAGGGAGAUAUCUCGCAAAACAAAGUGGAAAAUGACUGUGGCGUUAGUGUUAAUAUGUUCUGUACGUUUAUUUUUUAGCGUUACUAUAUUGUGCAUAACAAUCUUCAAAGGUUUCGGAAUGUCUUCAUCUAAAUCAUUCAAAAAAUGAGCCAGCUUGGGAUAAGAGUGCAGUGUGCAUAUCAUGCGUUGUAUGUCAACUUUAACCACGUUCUCGUUGGCGAUCGUCUAUUAUUAUAUAUUCUUGAUACCACUUUUCAUUUGACAUUUUAUAAUCAAUGUUUUUACGAUGUGUUUACGAUGUUAUUUCGAUUCGAUCAAUAUUUUUACGAUUACAUCUUAAUCGAUAUAACGAUUAAUUUUGUUUUUGGUCAUUUGGUCUAUUAAAUUAUCGUUUUUUCAAGCGAACUUUUACGGUCUUUGAAGAAUAAUCCUCCAAAAGAUUAACUGCCUCCUCCUGUGGGGUUAACUGCCACGGAUCUUCAUCAACACGGUUAUCACUUUAUCUUCUGAACGAGGCUAGAUGGAUUCAAAACGAUGUUUUUACCACAAGUCGGGUGGCUUCUCGCCUCUUCCGUCAUUAGAUCAAUUACGAGACAAAUAAGACAAAGCACAUCUUUGUCAUCUCUCAGUUCAGCUAGAAUUAUUAAAAAAUCCUUAAAGGCCAGAUUUUUAACAGAAUGGAAACUAUCUCAUACACAUACUAAUUUCAUACAGAGGUAGAAGGAAUGAAAAGGUACAAAGAUAUUUAAACUCAACAUAUAUUAACAUAAACCCACAAUUUGAUGCUUUGUAACUUUUGUUGUAUUUUUUCUAACUAGAAUGACGUUUUUUUUUGUAAAGGACAAUUCAAUAUCACUUUAAUGAAUUUUCAGCAAAAUGGAUAAAUAUCACCACCAAUUUUCAACUUUCGAGUUUAGCCAUAGUACUGAACAGAAUUUAAUGAAUCUCAUCGACAUAGAAUAUAUACAUUCGACAGAACUAAUACAAAUUAAUUUUCCUUUAAUUUAUUUAAUUUAUGUUAUACUGAAAUAUUCGCUAGAAUGCAACGUUUAGGCGAAAAUCUGAAGAGUCCAAGAAUUUUACCAUCUUUUGAGCCUCCCAAAGUCGAACUCUCCUGAGUCGAACGUCGGUCUGGCAACCGUGCAAACCUAGAAACCUUCUAUUUCACGCCAAUAAACCAAUCAAAUCAAUAAAGAUUUUUACAACACUUUGUUUCAAGUGACCUCUUUAAUAAAUCUAAUUUGACUGGCAUAUAACUAAUAUUAAAAUUAUUGUAAAAAAACAUAGGUCAACGAUAUUGGAAAAUAUGCAUAUUUGUUUAAGUAAUUUAUUUUUGGCUGUAGAAAAUAAAUAUUAGA